This is a messenger RNA of Conger conger (European conger), 1044 nucleotides long. Its product is annotated as olfactory receptor 8U9-like. Gene Ontology annotation, biological process: G protein-coupled receptor signaling pathway. Gene Ontology annotation, molecular function: G protein-coupled receptor activity; olfactory receptor activity. Bases 1 to 1044 code for a protein of 347 amino acids. Gene Ontology annotation, cellular component: membrane. The record is from RefSeq and is a predicted model, not a curated record. The transcript has 2 exons. Lineage: Eukaryota; Metazoa; Chordata; Actinopteri; Anguilliformes; Congridae.
AUGGGAAUUCUCCCCAAUUCCAUCACAAACUACUCCAUCAUUAGACCAUUGGGAUUUUAUAUAGUCGGAUUAACAGAUUUAACGUAUACCGAAAUAUAUUUUAUUUUCCUCGCCUUUGUUUAUGUUGUAACCGUUUUGUUCAAUUCCUUCAUCCUUUCCAUUAUAUGGAUAGAUUAUCGCCUACACACUCCAAAGUACCUCGCAGUGGCUAAUCUGGCGAUUGUUGACUUGGUGCUCAGUACUUCAAUUAUUCCUAGUAUGAUCAAGAUGUUUCUUCUGAAAGAUAACUUCAUUUCCUUCAACGCCUGUUUGACACAAAUGUUUUUUUAUUACUGUUUUGUCUCAUUAGAGUCACUUUCCCUCACUGUACUUUCCUAUGACAGGUUAGCUGCGAUAUGUUUCCCACUGAGACAGAACACUAUCAACACUAUUACCAUCAUGAUGAGUAUUUUAGUGGCUGUUUGGUCAUUUUGUGUAAGUGUUACUGUGUUUGCGGUCAUAAUCAUGACCAGGCUGUCUUUCUGUAACGUGCUCCAUGUACAGAGUUACUUUUGUGACUACACCCCUGUGUUAAAACUAUCUUGCAACGAUAACAGAUUUCAGUUGGCCACUGCCUCUUCUCUGAGUUUACUUAUUGUGUUUGUGCCCCUUAGUUUAACCGGCAUGUCAUACGUCUGUAUUUUGACAGCAGUGUUUAGAAUGAAAAGUGUGGAGAGCAGGUACAAAGCACUUGCAACUUGCAUGGAACAUCUCCUUCUAGUGGCAGUCUUCUAUAUGCCAAUCAUGACAGUGUUUAACAUUGAAAUUUUUUUGGACCACGUUGAUACAAACAUCACUGUGCUGACCUUGUCGUUAGCCUCAUGCACCCCACCCUGUCUGAACCCCAUUGUGUAUUCCCUGGUAACCAAAGAAAUCAAGAACAGAAUACUGGCUGUAGUACAGAAAGUCAAGGUAGCAGCACAAUACAGGCAUAGAGGUCUGUGUGUAUGUGUAUGCUCAUAUGUGCCCAUGUGUGCAUGCUUGUAUGUGUACGAGAGAGUGUAA